Molecule: messenger RNA, 258 nt
Organism: Knipowitschia caucasica
Lineage: Eukaryota; Metazoa; Chordata; Actinopteri; Gobiiformes; Gobiidae
Source: the annotation of a GenBank genome assembly
AUGUGUAUGUGUGUACCUGUGUAUGCUCUGGAGACUGCAACUACACCUUUUGGACUCAUUGCUUCGGCCUGGUACAAAACUGUAUCGCAAUUUUCUCCAGACAAAAAGCAGCAAUGCCUGUACCGGGAAUGGAUCCAGAGGAGUGUGUGUAGAGGAAUCCCACCACUACAGAGCAGUGAUGUGAGACCCCUCAUCAGCCCAAGACUUGGAGUUGACCCAUUUUCCAUGCUGGUCACAAGAAGCCUUUGCAAUCAAUGA